AUGAUUAAAGCCGUCAUUGUCGUCGGUGGACCGCAGAAAGGAACUCGAUUCCGUCCGCUGUCACUAAACAGUCCGAAGCCGCUCUUUCCGGUGGCUGGCAUUCCAAUGAUUGAGCACCUGAUCAAGGCCUGCGUUGAACUGCCCGACAUGAAGGAAGUCCUUCUGAUUGGCUUCUACCAGCUGGAGGAAAGCUUCAACGAGUUCAUCCAGUCGAUGAUCGUCAAGUACCGCAUUCAGAUCCGCUACCUGCAGGAGUACGCCCCACUAGGCACUGCCGGCGGUGUGUAUCACUUUCGGGACAUGAUUCGCCUUGGCGAGCCAGAGGCGGUCUUUCUCAUCAAUGGAGACGUCUGCGGCAACUUUGCCCUGCAGAAGAUGCUGGACUUUUUUCGCAGCCUCCCCGAGACCAAGAUGAUCUCUGUCAUGGCCACUGAGGCCACUCGCUCACAGUCGCUCGAUUACGGUUGCAUCGUCGAGAACAAGGACACCCACGAAAUGCUGCACUACGUAGAAAAGCCGAGCUCCUUUGUGAGCACCAUCAUCAGCUGUGGCGUGUACCUCUUCUCACUGGAGCUUCUCAGUCUUCUGUCGACUAUCUUCAAAGGGAAGCACAAUCCAGAUGAGAAUGAAUUUCUCGCCGAGGGCGACAUUCUCUUGAAGAGUGUCCACUCUGACGGCAUUAGUCUGGAGAAGGACGUCCUCGGUUCGUUGCUCGACUCAAAACGAGCUUACGUUUUUCAGCAGCGAGAUAACUUCUGGUGGAGUCCCAUCAAGACGCCAGGCUCGGCCAUCUACGCUAAUCGCAACUACCUCACACUGUACAGAAAGUCACACCCCGAGCUGCUGGCCACCAGUGCCCCCGAAGGGCCAAAAAUAAUAGGCGAUGUGUACAUACACCCAACUGCCACCGUGGACCCCAGUGCAACUAUUGGACCCAACGUGAGCAUCAGCGAGGGCGUUAAAGUGGGCGCCGGUGUGCGUUUAAAGGAGUCCAUCAUUUUGAAGAACGUCACCAUUAACAACCACUCGAUCAUCAUGUACGCCAUCGUCGGGUGGAACUGCGCAAUAGGCUACUGGUCAAGAGUCGAAGGAACGCCUUGCGACCCAAACCCCAAUAAAGCCUUUGCGAAGAUGGACAACCAGCCGCUUUUUGACGGCGACGGAAAGCUCAAUCCGCUGAUAACGGUUCUCGGCUGCAACGUUCAGAUUGCAUCGGAGAUCAUUAUUCUCAACUCGGUGGUGUUGCCCUACAAGGAGAUCAAUCGAAGCUAUAAGAAUGAAAUCAUUCUCUGA
Molecule: messenger RNA, 1293 nt
Organism: Rhagoletis zephyria (snowberry fruit fly)
Lineage: Eukaryota; Metazoa; Arthropoda; Insecta; Diptera; Tephritidae
Source: RefSeq, a predicted model, not a curated record